Dentiscutata erythropus is the source of this 135-nucleotide messenger RNA. Lineage: Eukaryota; Fungi; Glomeromycota; Glomeromycetes; Diversisporales; Gigasporaceae. The record is from the annotation of a GenBank genome assembly.
AUGUCCGGAGCAAAUUAUACAGAAUUGUUUUUAAAAAUUUCACGCAAUCAUAGUUUAACAAAUAUAUCACGUGAAGAACAUCUGGACAUUUUGAUCAAAAUUAUGAGAUCAUUUCAGGUUAUUUACCAUUCCUAG